AUCUGUCGAACACAUUCAAGGAGAACGAGGACCGGAUGCAGAAACAGCUGGAGGAGCUGGAAGAUCUGAAGCAAAACGCCACAGACGUGCGAGACGAGCUCAGAAAAAAAAUGCAGGCGUUCAGUGCCUGCCAGGUAUGAUGAUCUUCUGUCGCAGAGGAGCGCUGAAUACCCAGACUCUGGAACAGGCGAGCAUCACUCAUGAAAACGAAGCGCUGCUGUGGAGAUACCUCCAUUCUUUCAGUGUAAUUCAAUGUUUUACUUGUAAAGUGUUAACUGCAUUCCUCUGUCCAUGUACUGUACUUCUGAAAGCAUUUAUAUCCACACUACUCUCUGUGGUGUUUGUGCCAUUAAGCUAUUUCAUCUAUUUUUACAUUUCCUGUGGAGAGUUUGUUGGUAUUGAGAGUGAACUUUUAUCACAUUAAUACAUAACCAACUAUAGAAAUAUCAAAUUUUGUUAUAAGAAAGCUCUGAGAAAAGUUGUGAUUUAUUAUUGUGAUUUAUUCUUGAGGUCCUUGGAUAAAUAUAUCCAAACUUGUGAUUUUUUUUAUUAAAUUUGAAUUGUAUUUUUAUUUUUUGAUGUACAUUAAGGGGAAACAAAUAAAUGUGAUAUGGUAUGUGUUAAUUCA
This is a messenger RNA of Oryzias melastigma (Indian medaka), 628 nucleotides long. RefSeq names its product laminin subunit beta-2. The record is from RefSeq and is a predicted model, not a curated record. NCBI's taxonomy places the organism in Eukaryota, Metazoa, Chordata, Actinopteri, Beloniformes, Adrianichthyidae.